Cylicocyclus nassatus is the source of this 1390-nucleotide messenger RNA. The record is from the annotation of a GenBank genome assembly. Lineage: Eukaryota; Metazoa; Nematoda; Chromadorea; Rhabditida; Strongylidae.
CUAAGGUAGGCGCAGGACUAAGCUACAAUUUUGUUCAGCUGCGGAAGGCGCGCAGAAUUAACAUUAAUUUUGCGCGGUCCUGUAGCUGAAGAGGCAAUCGUGCGCAAAAUUAACGCGAGAGGGGUACGCACUUUCUGUGAGCGCAGUCACCACAUUGCAAUUGACGGAGAUUCCGGGAUUGUCAUUGGAAAGCCGCUAUCGUUUCACAUUUUUCAAUUCCUUACAUCGAUAUCGUUCCACUCUGAUUAGUCAAACGACAGCACUUUGAAAAUGAGCAGGAAGAUGGCUACACUUAGCGACUUGAAAAAAGGGGAACAUGAUAGCGGGGAAGAAUCAGACGGUGGUGGAGAACGACAGGGUUUCUACGUCGGUGGUUCGGAGCACAGCGGUCAGCAAGUUCUGGGACCUGAUCGCCCUCAUCGUGACAAUGCAAACGUGGUAGAGCGCGUCUUCGAUGCUGCUCGUCAGCAUGGAGCCGAAACGUUGAGUGGAAGUGGCGCAUCGCCGCAAACUCAUUCACGUACUCGUCGCACUGGUGUGCGCCUAGGUGACUCUGUCACUCCAGCCGUGGACGGAUCGAGUAGUGGAGAAAGCGACGCAAAUGAUGAUGAAGAGGUUGUUGUUGAAUUGUUUAUGUGGGAGAACGGGUUUUCUAUCGACGACGGACCACUGCGUACAUUUGAUGAGCCUGAGAGUCGACAGUUCCUCGAAAGCAUCAUGCAGGGGCGUGUGCCUCCAGAACUGCUAGCAGCACAUCCUCGCCGUCGCAUCGACUUACGAAUGCAAAGGAGAGCUGGGCCGUACGAACCACCGAAAUUGAAACCUUUCCAGGGAGCCGGUGUACGUCUUGGCGCAGUUGUUCCUCAAGUUGUGUCGUCUUCUUCCAAUCCACCCUCUUCCAAUCCACCCUCGUCUUCUGCAACUAAGGACAGUACCGACAACGUUGCAAAGGCGCAAGCAGAAGUUAACGUGGAUAAUAAUUCUCCCAUAACUCAGAUACAAAUUCGACUGCCUAAUGGUCAGAGAGUGAGUGGGAAAUUCAAUCACGCCCAUACUGUGUCUGCAAUUAGGACCUUCCUCGUCACAGCUUACCCUGACAUGGCUUUUACCGCUUUCCAGCUCAUGACCACUUUCCCAAAUAAGGUCAUUGAUGACGAGUCUGUGGGUCUCAAAGAUGCCGGUCUUCUCAACUCUGUUGUGGUCGUCAAGCUGUGCACAUGAAUUAUCAAUUUGUUUGGAGUCACAAGCUACUCAAAAACUUCACAGUUUCUACGUUUGAUUCUCGUUCAAAGGAACGGCAUCAUGAGUUAUUUGACGUGUAAGACUACCAACGGAUUUGAAUGGUACUGGGCUGUAAAUAUUGUAAGCAAUAAAGCUUUCGAUAAAGACU